AAAUCCCCCACGUAAGGUUUGGUAGUCAUGCUUUAUUGCUGUGCUGACUUACCUUUUCAGAAAAUACCCCCUCUUCCGUUGCAGAAUGGAAAUUGGCAAAGAGAGAGGGAAAAGGUCCAAUUUGCGCCUUUGCUAUUUUAAGGGAGGCUGAAAUUAUGAGCCAAAGUGGAGUGAUGCGCUCUCUGGAGUGACCUCCGUUCUCCAACACAGGAGAAAACCCAGGUCUUUUGCUUGUGAAGUGGCUGGGGCUCUUGGGCGCGAGGCAUUAUUAUAUAAAUUCAAGCUCGCUCCUGAUCCUUAGUACCCUGAGUUGCCUGAAGGGGAAAUGGUACUGCCUGCGUUUGCAGCCCGGGCGCUUGGGCCGCCACUGCAACCGGAGCAAGGAGCGCCCGCCCGCACCACCUGUCCCCGCCGGCAUUCCAGAGUAGAGGCCGAAUUGGCAGCAAGCCGGCCCGGGUCUGUCGCCGCCUCAGUCCGUGCCGGCCCUCCUAGGGGUGUGUCUCUCGGAUUCAACUCCCCGCCGCUCCAGGACGAGCCCCCAAAGGCAUUUUUUUCCUUGGCGGGGGCUUUGCGCGCCCUGCUCUUCGCGCUGUUGCUCGAGGCCUGCCGCAGGCGGAUGCACGCCAGGCGACGCUGGGACCUGGGCUCCCUCUGCCGGGCCCUGCUCACUCGGGGCCUGGCAGCCGUGGGCCACUCGCUCAAGCACGUGCUCAGUGCGAUCUUCUCCAAGAUUUUCGGUCCCUUGGCCAGCGUCGGGAACAUGGAUGAGAAAUCUAACAAGCUGCUGCUGGCUUUGGUGAUGCUCUUCCUAUUUGCCGUGAUCGUCCUCCAAUACGUGUGCCCCGGCACAGAAUGCCAGCUCCUCCGCCUGCAGGCGUUCAGCUCCCCGGUCCCGGAUCCGUACCGCUCGGAGGAUGAGAGUUCCGCCAGGUUUGUACCCCGCUACAAUUUCAGCCGUGGCGAUCUCCUGCGCAAGGUAGACUUCGACAUCAAGGGCGAUGACCUGAUCGUGUUCCUGCACAUCCAGAAGACUGGGGGCACCACUUUCGGCCGUCACCUGGUGCGCAACAUCCAGCUGGAGCAACCAUGUGAGUGCCGCGUGGGGCAGAAGAAAUGCACUUGCCACCGGCCGGGUAAGAGGGAGACCUGGCUCUUCUCCAGGUUCUCCACCGGCUGGAGCUGCGGGCUGCAUGCAGACUGGACCGAGCUCACCAGCUGCGUGCCCGCAGUGGUGGAUGGCAAGCGCGACGCCAGGCUGAGACCUUCCAGGUGAGUCUCAGUGAAUCCCUUAGGCGCGGUCACUGACCUGGGCCUCGGUGAACCAGAGGCUGGAAAGGUUGUAUUUGCAGUUGCUCUGGACCCUGUGUACACCUUGGCGCCCUGAGGGUUGCAUCCUGCUGGGUAGACAAGUAGCUACUCUGGAGCCUGUCCUGGUAGUUCUGUCAGGAAGCAUUUGGUCAUCAGCCCAGGACAGCCCGUCUGCCCAUCAGAAGGGUUAGCCUGCUUCCUGGUUGAAUGUGGGGCAAGCGGCCUGGCUGCCCGGAAAGUCCCCCAGCAGCAGCCAGGACACUACAUUCUGAGCACUAGAAAGUCCUAAAGAAUCAUGAUCCACAUGCAGAGUCUCUCGGUCCAUCCUCCUUAGCCUCUCCUCUCCUCUGCACCCAGUCUCAAAGCCUUGGGCUUGUUUUCCUUCCCUACUUCCCGCUCCUGCUUUCCCUCCCCUCUUUUUAGUUUCUGCCUUUCUCUAGUGGAAAAUUCUCUGCCCAUCUUGUCUGCUGUUGGUUACUCCUUCCUUCCUUUUCCUGGUCUUUCUCUUUCUACGUUGGUUCCCCUUUCCACGUUUCUUCUCUUUCUUUCUCACCUUUCUCUUCUUUCCCUGACUUCUAUCACCUCCCCACCCCCAGGCCCUACUUUUCUCUGGAGAGUGGAUGUCAUUGUGCCACUGUUUAGGGAGGGACCCUCAGGGAGAGCUCCUGGUUCUCAUCUUGUGUCCCUCACUGCUGCCCACACUCGAAGUGUCCACCAUGCUUUUUGAAUAUAAGGGGGCACCCUGCCUGCUCGAUGACUAGCUGGAAAGUUGCUCUGGACCCUGUAUAGGGUUCAGGAGCCAUAGAAGUGCUAGGAGCUUUUUUUGGAGGCUCAGAAAUCCUAGAGCCUCAGCACCCAUGGUCAGCUCAGGUUCUUGCCAACAGCGAACGAAUCACAUAGAAAAAGCUGGUUCGUGGAUAAUCUGUAGCCACCAAGGCAUUUUCUUCCCUUUAGCUGCUAUGGCCAGUUCCUGGAGGUCAUGGGAUGCUGCGAAGUGGACAAAAGGAGUUGCUUUGGAGUGAAAUCAAUCCAGCCAGAGCUAUUGUUUUGCAGAGCUCUUGAAAACAAAUCAGGGCCUGGGCAGGGAGUCUGAAUGAGUUUAGUUGCUGGGAGUGAAAUUGGGGUCUUCUAGUGG
Rattus rattus (black rat) is the source of this 2443-nucleotide messenger RNA. It is a transcript of the gene Hs6st2, whose product is annotated as heparan sulfate 6-O-sulfotransferase 2. NCBI's taxonomy places the organism in Eukaryota, Metazoa, Chordata, Mammalia, Rodentia, Muridae. Gene Ontology annotation, cellular component: membrane. The record is from RefSeq and is a predicted model, not a curated record. Gene Ontology annotation, molecular function: heparan sulfate 6-sulfotransferase activity.